CCUCCUCAAACCUCUCCUGAAAAGAAGAAGAAGAGAAAAAAGAGGAGGUCCGAGAACCAGGAGGAGCCUCCUCCUCCUCCUCUUCCUCCUCAAAAGAAGAAGAGGAGGUCCGAGAGCCUGGAGCCUGCUCCUCCUUCUAAAAACAAGUCAGAGGUUCAAGAGGAGCAUCUUCCUCUUCCUCAUUCCUGCAGUCAGAAGAAGAAGAAGAAGAAGAAGAAGAGGAGGAGGAGGAGCGCAGAGGAGAGGGAGGAGGAGGAGCGCAGUGUUUCUCCUGCUGCUCCAGACGGAGGAAGGAGUCUGGAAGAGACGGAAGACGGAACCGCCGAGGAGCCGGAGCGGAGCUGGACCCGGACGCUCGCCGGAGAACCGUUCGACCCGGCGGCGGUCCAGGAGCUGGAGGAGUUCGUUCCAGACGUGAGGAGGAAAUCCGCCGAUCAGAUCCGCAAACUGCUUCGUUACGAUCUCCAUCGCUUCAAGGUCUUCAAACAACAAGGUGUUCCUCUGAGGAAAGGCCGCUGCAACCGGGAGGAGAACGAGCAGAUCGUGUCCAACAUCAGCGACUUCCUGUCCCUGACCGGAAUCCCGUCGGCCGAGCAGCUGCUGUUCCCCAGCCGGUUCCGAGGCCAGGAGGCGGAGAUCCGGAAGCUGAAGGCACAACACCGCUUCCUGGAGAGGAUCGCUGAAGGAAUCCCUCGGACCUGUGAGCAGGUCUACACCCGAGCCAGGAGGCUGUACGACGACCGGAACCACCUGGGCAGGUUCUCGGAGACGGAGAUCCGGUCCCUGAAGAAGCUGCAGAAGCUCCACGGUAACGACUGGAAGACCAUCGCCCAGAAGAUGGACCGCAGCGUGGCGGCGCUGCAGAAACGCUUCGACAGCUUCAGUUCCGGUCACGGUUUCUGGGAACCGGACGAAGAGUCCAGGUUGAAGGAGGCUGUGAGGGCUCACCUGGAGAGCCUGGCUGAGCAGAACCCUGGUUCUGGUCUGAGUCGGAACCAGCUGUGGGAGAACCUUCCCUGGAAGCAGAUCAGCCAGCAGGUCCAGACCCGGGCCUGGUCUCAGUGCCGCCUCAAGUGGUUCUCCGUCCUGAAGUCCCGCCUGUCCCCGGGCCGCCAAGUCUUCGACCGGGGGAGCCACGGGUUGAACACCAAGAUCCGCCUCAUCAACAUUCUGUACCAGAUGAGCGUGGACGACCUGGCCGACGUGGACUGGAGCGAGGUGGCCGAACGCGUCGGGAACGUGACUGUUAAUUGUGUUCAGAAGACUUUUCACAGAAUGAAGGUCCUCAGAGUUCCCCACUGGAGCCGCCUGACGUUUGGAGAGACGGUGGACUUCCUGCAGCACAGCGUCGUCCCGGACCUGCAGGACAAACUCAACCACAGUCGCAAGAAGGAGGCGGGGCUUCACAAAGAGGAGGCGGAGCCUCAGGACGAGUACCAGCUGUCCGACAUCUUCUGCUCAGUGGACGAGGUGGACAACACCUGACAGCCAAUCAGAAGAGACUCUACAGGCUCCUCACUGUGCUCCGACGACUUUCUGAUGAAAACAUGUCCGACUGUUGUUUUUUAAACUUUAUUUGAUGUAAAUGAUGU
This is a messenger RNA of Salarias fasciatus (jewelled blenny), 1592 nucleotides long. RefSeq names its product transcription termination factor 1. Gene Ontology annotation, molecular function: chromatin binding. The record is from RefSeq and is a predicted model, not a curated record. NCBI's taxonomy places the organism in Eukaryota, Metazoa, Chordata, Actinopteri, Blenniiformes, Blenniidae. Gene Ontology annotation, biological process: termination of RNA polymerase I transcription. The transcript is spliced from 10 exons. The annotation marks the transcript as partial. Gene Ontology annotation, cellular component: nucleolus.